This is a messenger RNA of Saccostrea echinata, 780 nucleotides long. RefSeq names its product fibrinogen C domain-containing protein 1-B-like. The record is from RefSeq and is a predicted model, not a curated record. NCBI's taxonomy places the organism in Eukaryota, Metazoa, Mollusca, Bivalvia, Ostreida, Ostreidae. The transcript has 6 exons. The coding region runs from base 1 to 780 and encodes 259 amino acids.
AUGACCGAAGGUCGCACCAUUCAUGUUGACCGAGAAAGUUUUCCGAAGCACCUGGCGGCCGAUUGUCCAAAGCAUGCCUGUACCGAGGAUGCAAUCUGUCUUCGGGGUAACUGUGUGCCUGUUUUAAAAGAAAAGAUAUAUAAAGACUGUUCAGAUAUUGUGAAAAGAGACCCAAGCAAGAAAGAAAAAGAUGGAGUUUAUGUUAUUUACGCUGAUACCCGGAGAGAGGUCUUCUGUGACAUGACGACUGAUAAAGGAGGGUGGACGGUCAUUCAGAAACGACAGGAUGGUGACGUCGAUUUUUACAGGACAUGGAGAGAGUAUAAAGACGGAUUUGGGAAUGCGACUAAAAACUAUUGGAUAGGAAAUGACGCAAUCUAUGAAUUGACAAAGAACAAGGACCAGGAACUCAGAGUUGAGUUACAAAGUUUUGAUGGCGCUGAAGCACACGCACUGUACUCCUCUUUUUAUGUUGGCAACGAAAGCAGUAAAUAUACAUUGACAUUGUCCGGCUAUUCAGGCACCGCGGGUAACAGUUUGGGUUAUCACAAUGGAAUGAAAUUUACCACUAAAGAUCAGGACAAUGACAACAAGAUAAGUGUUAACUGUGCUGUAGGAUUUCACGGAGCCUGGUGGUACAAUGCCUGUACAAGUUCAAACUUAAACGGGAAGUAUGCACAGUCUACUGUGACUAGUUAUCAAUGUCCGUAUUGGUUUAGCUGGACCAAUGGAUAUAUAGCACUAAAAAGGACUGUGAUGAUGAUACGACACAGAAACUAA